Carica papaya (papaya) is the source of this 3824-nucleotide messenger RNA. NCBI's taxonomy places the organism in Eukaryota, Viridiplantae, Streptophyta, Magnoliopsida, Brassicales, Caricaceae. The record is from RefSeq and is a predicted model, not a curated record.
AAAACACCAAUGAAAAUUGAGAAAGUUAAUCAUACUGCUGUUAUUUUUAGUGGAUGUUAAGGUUGUCAAUUUCAUUAUUCCUCAAACUUUAUCAAUGGAGUCUCCUGGUAUAAUCAGCUUCUACCCAAAAUUCUGUACUGAAGAACCCCCACUCCACCUACUCUCUUCUCUUUUUUACCACCAGACAGACCCUUAACUAUUGCGACCUGCCCCGGAGACCCAAGUGAAUAUGUCCUUGUUCUUAAUCAAUAUUAUAACCCAAACAGCAUCAUCACCUACCACUCUCAUCUCCCCACUCUUCCUCUCUGCUUCCUUUGACUUUUCACUUCCUUCUUCUUCACCUUCUAUUCUGCAUCCCGCAUAGGCUUCGUUGUAGAGUUUUCCACAUUGGAUUCCAGAAUCGAGUUGCUUCUCUUCCGUACGCGUUGGUUUUUAGUUUUUUGUUUUUUACUGGAUUUUUUUGUUUCUUCAUCUGGGUUCUUUUCAAUUUUUGUACUUUUUAUCUCUAUACGUUGCCAUUACAGAGUCUUUGUUGAUAGCCGGGUCUCGAUAAUGUAGGGUUCUCUGUUGUUUCAUUUUGGUAUUUGUUGCUCUCUACUUGGUGUUUAGGUGCUUCUUCUUCUUGUUAGUUCUUUUGGGUAGUAACAAUUUCUGACAUGAUUUUGUUACAAUAGUGGAAAUAAUGGUUUUGUUUUUCUCCAUUGUUGAUCUGCUAGGAUAUUAAUUAUGAUUAUUUGAUUCUCAGUCCUGUCUUUUGACCCGUCUGUGUUAAUUGCGAUACAUUUUGUACUUUCAAGACUUUCUUAGUGCAUUUUUUCCCAAUUAUUCUGUUCCGGUGUCAUAUAUUCUAUCUGUGUGUCUAGAUUUGGAGCGCUGGAAAUUUGUUUGAAGUCAUGCAGGCAAUGUGUUUGAUAUUGUUAGCUUUUGUAGUUAAUGUAUUAGGACAAUCUGAUUUUGAAGCUCUUUUGGUGCUCAAAAAUGGAAUUGAGGAGGACCCAUCUGGGAAAACUCUUAUUUCAUGGGAUUCUAAUUCUUUAUCAUCUGAUGGGUGUCCUAGAAACUGGUUUGGAGUCACUUGUAUCGAUGGUCGUGUGACUUCAAUUAAUCUAAAUGCUUUAGGUCUGGUUGGAAACUUUAGUUUCCCUGUCAUAGUUGGCCUUAGCAUGCUCCAAAAUUUGUCAGUUUCUGGCAAUUCUUUGACGGGGACUAUCUUGCAAAUUGGUUCCUUUCAGUCUCUUAGGUUUUUGGAUCUCUCUUGCAAUAUGUUUCAUGGGUCAAUGCCAUCUAACAUUGGGGAGUUAAAGAAUCUGGUUCUUUUAAAUCUCUCUUCAAACAAUUUUGAAGGCAAUGUUCCAUCUGGUUUCAGCAAUCUUGGGCAGUUGAAGUACUUAGAUUUGCAGGGUAAUGGUUUCUCUGGAGAUGUUAUGAAUCUUCUGUCCCAGUUGGCUAGUGUGGAGCAUGUCAACCUGGGAAACAACCAAUUCUCUGGUUCUCUUGAUUUGGGACUGGGAAAGUCAAAUUUCAUUUCCUCAAUAAAACAUUUGAAUGUAAGCCACAAUUCCAUUGUCGGAGAGCUCUUUGCUCAUGAUGGAAUGCCAUAUUUUGACAAUUUAGAGGUGUUUGAUGCUAGCAACAACAAAUUGGUGGGCACUAUUCCAUCCUUCAGUUUAGUGGUAUCUCUUCGCAUUCUUCGGCUCGGAGGCAAUCAGUUAUCAGGAUCUUUACCGACACUCUUACUAGAAGAAAGCUCAAUGAUGCUGUCCGAACUGGAUCUUAGCUUUAAUCAGCUUAGAGUUGAUCUGUCAGACAAUUACUUGAGUGGGCAUUUGCCUGAGGAAAUCAGUACGUUUCGUAACUUAGAGUAUCUUAGCCUAUCCAACAACAAAUUUGAAGGAAGCCUCCCAAGUGGUCUUCCAGAUGAACUUAAAGGAUUCAAUGUAUCUUUCAAUAAUCUUUCUGGUGUUGUACCUGAAAAUUUGAGGCGCUUUCCUGAUGCAGCCUUCCAUCCUGGGAACUCCUUGUUGGUUUUUCCUCAUUCUCCAUCAAUAACUAAAGGUGAACCAGAUUUGACUUUGAGGGAGCAUCGUCACACAAAACCUGCUAUUAGGGUUGCACUAAUUGCAAGUUUACUCGGUGGUGCUGCUCUAAUAGCCCUAUUUUCCAUAAUAAUUUAUGUCAGGGUUCACCAGGGACAUAAGAGAGACAGUGUAGAAGGAAAUGGAGGAAAGAAAAGUGUCCAACAUGGAGAUUCUUCUCAUUCUCAUUCCUCAGCACCUAACAGGAAUCUUGACCCAUCAUUAUCUUCAAGUUUCAACCAAGGUCUGUUGGCAUCAGCCCAACUGGGUCCUGCAUAUGAAUCUGGGGAUACAUCUUUAGUUGAAAUGAAGCCUAAGACUCUUUCCUAUCCAGAAUCAGUUAGAAAAGAUGAAGUAUUAUCUCCCCGCGUGUCUUUCUUGAGAUCUGGAAAUCCAUCACCUUGUAGAAGUCCGCUUUCAUCUGAUAAUGCACCAGGACUCUAUGUUUGUUCUCCAGAUAAAUUGUUGGGAGAUUUGCAUAUCUUUGAUGGCUCCAUCUUCUUUACUGCAGAAGAACUUUCCCAUGCUCCAGCUGAAACUGUUGGCAGGAGUUGUCAUGGAACCUUAUACCGAGCUGCACUUGACUCUGGUCAUGUAUUGGCUGUCAAAUGGUUAAGAGAGGGGAUAGCAAAAGGUAGGAAGGAAUUUUCAAGGGAAGUGAAGAAACUUGGUAGCAUCAAACAUCCAAAUUUAGUUUCCCUGCUGGGUUACUACUGGGGGCCAAAGGAGCACGAGAAGCUGAUAAUAUCAAAUUAUAUUGAUGCACAAUGUUUAGCUCUCUAUCUUCAAGAGACAGAGCCCAGAAAACUCCCACCUUUAUCUCUGAAUGAACGUCUGCGAGUUGCAGUUGAUGUUGCCCGAUGUCUGAACUACCUACAUAAUGAGAAAAUAAUUCCGCAUGGCAAUCUCAAAUCAACAAACAUUUUAUUAGAAGCACCUAAUUUGAAUGCCCGGCUCACUGAUUACAGUCUCCAUCGGAUUUUGACUCCAGCAGGCACAGCUGAGCAAGUCCUGAAUGCAGGUGCUCUAGGCUAUCGCCCCCCUGAAUUUGCUAGCUCAAGCAAACCUUGUCCAUCAUUAAAGAGUGAUGUAUAUGCAUUCGGAGUAAUCUUAUUGGAGCUUCUUACCGGAAAAAGUCCUGGGGAGAUAUUAUCCGGAGAUCCAGGGAUAGUUGAUUUGACAGAUUGGGUUAGGUUAUUAGCCGGAGAGUCUCGUUCUAUCGAGUGCUUCGAUAGAAUGCUUGUGGAUAGGCAUAGCGAGCAUCACCCACCUAGAAUUCUCAACGAAAUGUUGCAGGUAGCUCUAAGAUGUAUCCUAUCGGCAUCCGAGAGGCCUGACAUGAAAUCAGUGUUUGAAGAUCUAUCACAGAUAGCACUGUAGAAGAUCUCUGAAGGUAAACUAAAAUUCUUCUAACUUUCCUUCUGGCACUAACCCAUUUAUUGGUUCUUUCUUUGUUGUUAUUUCGGAAUUCGACCUCUAAAAUUUCUAUUGAACUGCAAUUGUUGAUUGAUCUUGUCAAUAAAUGAUUUUGGUAGAUGUUGUAGUUAAUAGGGGGAAUAAAGAUAUUUGUAAAUGGUUGAGGGUUAAUCAUCCUCUUUUAACCCUUAAUCCAGAAUGUAAUUUUUUUUAACAGUCUUGAUUAGUGAAGACUCGAGUGUAUGAUGCUUCUUUUGAUUGAAUUUUAAGAGAGAAAUGAAUCAUCUCUCUGAUGAUGAUACAAUUAUCAGAAGCUCUGUUCAAAUGGGGGAA